Gastrolobium bilobum is the source of this 1179-nucleotide messenger RNA. Its product is annotated as ribulose bisphosphate carboxylase large chain-like. The transcript has 4 exons. Bases 1 to 1179 code for a protein of 392 amino acids. Gene Ontology annotation, biological process: carbon fixation. Gene Ontology annotation, molecular function: ribulose-bisphosphate carboxylase activity; magnesium ion binding. NCBI's taxonomy places the organism in Eukaryota, Viridiplantae, Streptophyta, Magnoliopsida, Fabales, Fabaceae. The record is from RefSeq and is a predicted model, not a curated record.
AUGGCAUCGAUACAUCGGGAUCUGGAGGGAUCUGAUAUCUUGGCAGCAUUCCGAGUAACUCCUCAACCUGGAGUUCCACCUGAAGAAGCAGGUGCCGCGGUAGCUGCCGAAUCUUCUACUGGUACAUGGACAACUGUGUGGACCGACGGGCUUACCAGUCUUGAUCGUUACAAAGGACGAUGCUACCACAUCGAACCCGUUGCUGGAGAAGAAAGUCAAUUUAUUGCUUAUGUAGCUUAUCCUUUAGACCUUUUUGAAGAAGGUUCUGUUACUAACAUGUUUACUUCCAUUAUAGGUAAUGUAUUUGGCUUCAAGGCCCUGCGCGCUUUACGUCUGGAGGAUUUGCGAAUACCUAAUUCUUAUAUUAAAACGUUCCAAGGUCCGCCUCACGGUAUCCAAGUUGAAAGAGAUAAAUUGAACAAGUAUGGCCGUCCUCUAUUGGGAUGUACUAUUAAACCUAAAUUGGGAUUAUCCGCUAAGAAUUAUGGUAGAGCAGUUUAUGAAUGUCUUCGCGGUGGACUUGAUUUUACGAAAGAUAAUGAAAAUGUGAAUUCUCAACCAUUUAUACGUUGGAGAGACCGUUUCUUAUUUUGUGCUGAAGCCAUUUAUAAAGCACAGGCCAAAACAAGAGAAAUCAAAGGGCAUUACUUGAAUGCUACUGCAGGUACAUGUGAAGAGAUGAUCAAAAGAGCUGUAUUUGCGAGAGAAUUGGGCGUUCCUAUUAUAAUGCAUGACUACUUAACAGGUGGAUUCACCGCAAAUACUAGCUUGGCUCAUUAUUGUCGGGAUAAUGGUCUACUUCUUCAUAUCCAUCGUGCAAUGCAUGCAGUUUACUGGGAGCGUGAGGCAUUCAACGGUGUAUACUUCUCAUAUUUUCUAACCCGGUCUCUAUCAUCCAGGAUCCUGGUUCUGGAGUCUUUCUUUUUAUUGCUAGAUCGAUCCUUUUCUCUUGGGGUCGGGCUCCUCCUUCUUGGACUUGCUCUUUUACCCUCCUCUGAUAGCGCAUUUGCUAUCUCCAUUUGUUCGAGUUCCAAGUAUUUCUUGGAACAAGUUCUAAACUCCUCCAACAUUCUCACUGGGUCUUUAUACACCGACUUGGCAAGUCUAGAUCCUCCAUCCAAACCAGCCACAAUGAGAUGUACGUGGGUAGACCUGGCACCUGCAAGGCAGCAUCCUUAA